Molecule: messenger RNA, 4592 nt
Organism: Nothobranchius furzeri (turquoise killifish)
Lineage: Eukaryota; Metazoa; Chordata; Actinopteri; Cyprinodontiformes; Nothobranchiidae
Product: 2-oxoglutarate receptor 1
Biological process (GO): G protein-coupled receptor signaling pathway
Cellular component (GO): plasma membrane
Molecular function (GO): G protein-coupled receptor activity
Source: RefSeq, a predicted model, not a curated record
UGUCCUGGUUUCCAGCAGGAUUUCUGAGGAUUUUCAGAACAUAUAAAAAUCACGGAUAUACAAGCUUUGGGUCCCACAUUCCACUCACGAACAUUCCCAUGUCAGAUGGAAAAUCCCACCGAACCUCCCGAGAUCAGAUGUGACUUUGGAGUAAAUGAACAUGGCUGGCGGAUACGAGGAUCUGGGGUGGCCAGAGAGGGUUUGGUGGCUCAGACAGUAGCCCAGGGCCCAAUCCUUAUCUUCCCUGGUAGGGAAAAAAAAACAACAUGAGGGCAAAUUGUGAGCACAGUGAUGUAAUAUUACUGUAAGCUGAGAUUCCCACAUUCUUCCAAACUUCCUGGUAAUCAUUGAUGAUGAAUCAAGUUCUGCCUGUGCCGAGUGUAGCUCCUGCUAUAAAAGUAGGACGUCUGGGUUUUCCUACCAAAGUAAAAACUUGUUUGAUUAGGUGAGAUAAACUCAAUAUUGUGCAGACACCCCCACUCUCCACUCCUCUUUUCCUCCCUGAAACCUGAGCUGAAAAUGAACUGGCCCUUCAGCUUUAUCAGUUCAGCUGUGACACAGGCAGGUUUGGCCACUGCCAGCAUGAACUCCAACUGCACUGAUUUGGACUCCCUGCUGAAACUUUACUAUCUCCCAGCUUCUUACGGAAUCAUCUUCGUUUUUGGCCUGGUGGGAAACAUCAUCUCCAUCAGCAUUUACCUGACAAAGCUGCGCCCUUGGAAAAGUAGCAGCAUCAUCAUGGUCAAUCUGGCGCUGACCGACCUUCUCUACGUCCUCACCAUGCCCUUCCUAGUCCACUACUAUGGAAACGAGGAUUUUUGGAUGCUUGGUGACUUCACGUGUCGCUUUGUGCGGUUUGCGUUUCAUUUCCACCUUUAUGGUAGCAUCCUCUUCCUGUCCUGCGUGGCCGUGUUUCGCUACAUGGUGGUGAUCCAGCCUCUGAGGGUGGUCCAGUUGCAGCAGAAGUGUUGGGGCAUUGCAGCAUGCUCGGCUGUGUGGAUCAUUGCUGCUGCUGAAAUCUCUCCCAUGCUGACAAUUAUAUCCAUCAACACUGAGAACAACAAGACCAAGUGUUUGGACUUUGCUAGUACCCUACCGAUCAAUGUUGUGCGAGAGUAUGACUGGGUUCUCACUAUACUUGGCUUUUUCCUCCCCUUAGUGUUGGUGUUCACGUGUUACAUUGGUGUUGUGAAACAGCUGUCCAACGGCCCCGGACCUUCCAGCUCUGGCCGUAAGCGAGCGCGACGUGUUACCGUGCUCGUCUUGGUGGUUUUUGCCAUCUGCUUUCUGCCAUACCACAUCCUACGUGUGCUGUGGAUAGAAAUUCAAAGCACAACAAUGUCAUGCAUGAAAAAUAUUGUGCAUGCAGCGUAUAUCAUCUCCAGGCCUGUAGCUGGAUUCAACACCUUCUUUAACCUGGCGUUGUACACACUCUCAGGUGAUAAGUUCAGAAGGGCCUUCCUGGGCUGUUUUCAUUCUGAAUGUUGGUCACGUCGCUGCAAACUCUAACUGUCAUGAAAACACGUCAGAUAAGCUCUAUUGUGUGUUUUUCUUUCCAGCUACACCCAUAGUCCAGUAUGUUAUGCCAAAAUUCAGAGGCUGCAUCCUUUGAAGAACCUGGCCUAUCUCACUGAUGUAGGUUUGAAUCCGGCAUCCACCCAGAAGUAAGCGGCUUGACGAUCUAGCCCUCAAAUUAAUUCCCGCCCCUUACUGCCGAAUGAGCUCAUUUACACUUUAUUUUAAAGGAUUUUACUUCUGCAGCACAGAAACCUUGUAUAAAAGGCUUUUACUCUUUAGCUCUUCAACAGUUAAUUGUUAAUUUAUUUUCUCAGUUUCAUUCAUCAUUCAUGCAAAAUACAAUCAAAAACAGUCUCCUAAGUGAAAAAAGGGGGAGGAAGAAGAAGUCUUGUAUGACCUACCCCUUUCUACUUCAUACAGUAUCAUUUACAGAAUGGCCUUAUACACAAACCAAGUAUAGAACUUCCUUAUCUUUGUAAACAAAAUCACAAUAAAACUUAUCAAUAUAUAUACUUAUUAAAUAUUUACUUAUCAAAUAUGAUUCCAUGAUAUUUUCUUUAUAUCGUCUCUUAAAUUGAUCAGUAGUUAAACAUUUUUUCAGGUCAUGAUCCAGAUGAUUCCAUAAUUUUACUCCAUAUACUGAAAGACACGUUUGCUUUAAUGUUGUUUGUGCAAAAACUCUUUUCAACUCAGGCUUCUUUCUAUUUUUUCCAUCAUUUGAAAUCAAAACAAAAAACGUCUGUAACUUCACUGGCAGUAACCUCUUUUUUGUCCUGAACAUAAUUAGUAAAGUUUUCAAAUUAACCAAAUCCCCGAAUUUCAUAAUUUUUGAUUCAAUAAAAAGCCUAUUGGUAUGUUCUCUAGCAUCUACUUUAUAUACAAUUCUCAUAGCUUUCUUCUGUAAUAAAAACAAAGGAUUAGUGUUUGUUUUAUAUGUGUAGCCCCAAACCUAUAUGCAGUAAGUCAAGUAUGGAACAAUAAAUGAAUAAUAUAAUAUAUGAUGUAUUGAUGACUCCAAAAUACUUUUUACUUUAUUUAAAAGUCCAAUACUUUUACACAGUUUUUGUUUUCUAUAUUUUAUAUGGGGUUUCCAAUUAAGUUUAUGAUCCAAGAUGACCCCUAAAGAUCAUACUUCAUUUACUCUUUCAACUGAAGUUCCAUCUAUGGGCAAUGUAACAGAAUCAUCUGUCUUCCUGUUACCAAAAAUCAUGAAUUACGUUUUAUUCCAAUUUAUAAAUAGUUUAUUGUCCAUAAACCACUUCUUCAGUUUAGUUAUCUCAUAAUCCACAUUUUCCAAAAUAAUUUGUAAGUUUAUCCCAGAACAAAAUACAUUUGUAUCAUCAGCAAACAAAAUGAACUGUAAUAUUUUGGACACAUCACAAACAUCAUUAAUAUACAAAUUAAAGAGCUUAGGUCCCAACACAGAACCCUGUGGGACUCCAUAUGUAAUAAUUUGAGAAUCUGAAAUUUCAUCUUCUAACUGUACAUAACAGUCAUAACCCAAUAUCCCAGUUUGAGAACAGACAUAACAGGGGCUGCAUGGUGGCGCAGUUGUUAGCGCUGUUGCCUCGCAGCAUUAAGGUCGCAGGUUCGAAACUCGGCUGUGGCCUUUCUGCGUGGAGUUGCGUGUUCUCCCCAUGCAUGCGUGGGUUUCCUCCGGGUACUCCGGUUUGCCCCACAGAUCACAACAUGCCCUAUAGGUUAUAAAUUGUAAGUCACUUUGGAUAAAAGCAUCUGCUAAAUAAAUAAACAUAAACAUAGUGUGCUAAAAUGCAGCUGUUCUGAACAGCUAGCAUAGAUGCUACGACUUUUCGUUUCAUUACCUUUCUGUUACUUUCACAUUCUAAAAAGUACAUUUUAGCACAACUCGCUAACAACUUCAGUUACAGAUUAAGUCAUUUUUGGUCAAUGUUGCUUGCAUUUUAUGAGCCUAGCAUAAACGUCAAAGCACACAAAAGGCCAGAAGCUAGCCAAUGUUAAAGAGUAGAAUAAAGAUGGUGGAAAAAACAUUUUUCUUUGUUUAAUCUAUUUUUUGUACAUUUUUUCUCAACUGUGCUGGUUUUGUAUUUAAUAAAGAACAUUAAUUAAAAUUUUCCCAAAUUGACUAAAAUUUUUCAUAAACCCAUAUCUUAAUUGUGUUUUUAAAGCUGAUUCAAAGGUAAUUUCACUAUGACUCACAAGAGAGUUAAAGUUGCUAUCCAGAAGUUCCCUUUUCAGGAAUUUAUGUAUGGUUUUUCAGAAAUCCAUAAAAGUGAUUGUCCUAUCAUGAUAUAAUUUAAUAUGAGUUCAGCGCCGGUCAGGAUUAACCAAUAGUGUUAGACUACCACUUACGUACAGACGUUAAUCACAGGGCAUGCUCAAACGUUUAAGAGUAUACUUCGGCUGAUGCAGAGUUGCGACCUUUCUCACGGAAAAGUCUUUAAAGGUCCACUUGGCAGUUGUGCUUCCUUUAGCACCCCCUAGUGUCCAUUAUUAAUUUGCUGAGGUAGGGAUGCACCAAAAAUUUGACCACCGAAAAUUUUCGUCCGAACAUGACCCAUCUUCAACAUGACCCAUCUUUUGCUAUUAGCCGUGUUUUUAACCAUCCUUUCUACACCCACCAUGUCCUGAAACCGGUGAAAUCAGCUUUGGUCGUGUGUGAAGCGUGUUUACUUUUCUGCAGCACACAGACUCUGUUGCUGUGUGAAUAUCUUCAGUAAGCCAUUACCAGGCUAAGAACUUUGUCAACAAUGAACAGACUUGUCAGCAUUGUUCAUUUCUCCUCUCUAAUAUAUAAUAAUAAUCGCCCUCUUCUCUCCUCAGCUGGGAGCCUCCAGACGUGGGAGGUUUUCAAACUGUAAUAACUACAAAAAUUUCAAUAGAAACACCCAAAAGUGUUGCUCAGAUGGAAGUUACACAUCUCCACUAGCUUCUGGGUAUUAUAUUUGCAGCUGUGGCUCAGAAGCUUGUCUCAAUAUUGCAACUUUGGCGCAUAAAGGGGUAAUUUUAAAAUCUUUCUCAGCAGACCUUUCGGUUCUAAGCCUGUACAAUUAUAAUGUAUUAUUUUUAUUAAUUUAUUAUUUUUUACUGUGCAC